This is a messenger RNA of Blastomyces dermatitidis ER-3, 3545 nucleotides long. RefSeq lists its product as uncharacterized. The transcript has 6 exons. The record is from RefSeq and is a predicted model, not a curated record. NCBI's taxonomy places the organism in Eukaryota, Fungi, Ascomycota, Eurotiomycetes, Onygenales, Ajellomycetaceae. Bases 1370 to 2353 code for a protein of 327 amino acids.
CGGGACUGUAUAUGUGUCUCAUCGGACAGAAACAGCCCAGACAAUAAUGCUGAGAAAAGGAAAUUUUUUGCAGGCCUGGAACUGCACAGCCACCUUUUCAAAAAGCCACAUUUUGCAGGGCCAAGGCGAAAGCAGGAUCAUUCUUCUUAUUUAAUAUUUAUUCGAACUUGGCCAGCUGCCAUCACCAACCAAAAAAAUCUCAAAACACUUGCCCUUGGAAGAGAGGAGAUAUCCUUGCUGCUGCACGGAAAAUGCCAUGAUGAACGGGCAAAUAUGGAAUCCAUACAUAGCUUGGGGACCUAGUAUAUCGUUCGUUGGUCUACUCCGGCAUGCGGUACAAAUCCAGUCGUUUUGCCAUUGUCGCCAUCGAAUACUUUGAAGGAGUUUUUGUUCGAUGAUGACCUAUUCAAAGCCUGGCCCGUUGUCUGUGCAAAAAGAGGAUUUCCACAAAAAGCAGCAAAUCUCGUAUUCAGCCUUCAAGGUUUUUCCCCCUCAUUUGCAGCAGCAGCAGGUGAGGGGCAUGAUGCUUCGGAGAGCUUAUUAUUAUUAUUGUUAUUAUUUCGCGUCGAAAAGCAGACUUGCUAGUUAGUUACAAAAAUCGAAAUGGCUCGCUCACGCGCAAUGACAUCAAUAAUAUUCGAAAGGGAAAAAAAAGAAAAGACAAGUGGAGAAUGAAUGGAAAUAGUUAUUGGAUUGUCAGUCAAUCUUCGGGGCCUUCUGAAUAAUGAUAAGUGCCCGUCGUUGUCCUGUCCAUCCACCUGGGCAAACUUGACCGCCAAUAUAAAUCCCCCCGCUGUUACUAUGUAACUACAGUACAGUACAGUACAGAUAUGUCAAUCUGUCACAGCCCUCCAGCCGCCCUGCACGUUCCCAACCAAGCUCUUAGCAUGGGUUCUGGCGGUUCUGUAUGUCUAUCAUCAUAUGCACUUUAGCGCUCAUUCGUCAGCUAUUCAUGUCUUCACCCAAUCUACGGAGCAUAUCGAAUGAACCUCCGGUUGAUCCAACCAUCUCAUUGCCUAGCCGCUGGGGCCUAAGACGGUUCUAAAAUGGCUUUUGGGCCAGAAAGAACUAUUCGGCUGGCGAUCUUGCGACUCGCUGCAUAUAUUUAGCUCUCUUCGCUCCCCUCCCCCCCCUCUUGUCCUCAAGAAUGGUUUUCAUUUUUUUUUCUUUUUCUUUUAUCAGCGCAUAAGAUUCGCCCUUGUACUCCCUCUUUCUAUUGAUUUAUAGUUAUUUUUUGCUGUGUUUUAUUUAAUAUUUAUCCAUUUCGUUCUUAUAAAGAAUUUAUUUAGUAUUGUUUCCCUUGCAUAAGUCGCAUCCAUUCUCUUUUUACCCCGCUUCAUCGAGCAUCCUGGGUUGAUCAUCGUCGAGAAUGGCACACCAACCCUCCCAAGGGCAACAACUUCCACAGGGAGGAUACUAUCCCCCUCCGAACCAGCUACAAGCAUACCCACCUCCUCCAGGCCAGGGCGGCUAUGCACCCGCGCCCCCGAACUACAACUACCCACCCCCAGGAGGCCAACCUAGCCCAUUAGCGUACCCUCCCCCUCCAACCGGAGGUCAAACCUCUCCACCCCCACCGCAAGCUUCACCUCUCCCCGAAAAGUCACCGCUUGGACCUGGCGGAGCCCCACCCCAGGGUCAAUUUGCGGGCGUGCAGUCUACAUCCGCGGAUGAUGUCGGCACAUUCAAUGGCGGUAGCUACCGGAUUAGCCACCGAGAUUCGAACACCAUCCUGACUCUCCAGUUGGCAAUGGGAUGUCCACUCAGCGCUAAGCCAGGCGCCAUGAUUGCCAUGUCUCCCACCAUGACUCUCAAAGGAUCCGUCAAGUUCUCGAUGAAGAAGCUCAUUGCCGGUGGAGAAAUGUCGACUUCGACCUACACGGGCCCCGGAGAGCUUCUGCUCGCGCCGACAUUGCUUGGUGACAUCACCGUCCUGCGCCUCAACGGCCAUGACACAUGGUCUGUUGGCAAAGAUGCGUUCUUAGCCGCUACCCAAGGCGUGGUCAAGGACUACAAGAACCAGGGUCUAAGCAAAGCGCUCUUCUCUGGCGAGGGAUUGUUUGUGUACAAAAUGUCUGGCAACGGCCUGUUGUUCAUGCAGAGUUUUGGUGCGAUUAUCAAGAAAGAUCUUGCGGAUGGCGAAAAAUACAACGUCGACAACGGCCACCUCGUCGCCUGGAACUGCAAGUAUGUCAUGGAGCGGAUCGCUUCAGGGGGCAUCAUCUCAGGUAUGAGCGCCGGUGAAGGGUUGGUUUGCAAAUUCACGGGCCCCGGAACUGUAUACUUGCAGACGAGGAAUCCGUCGGCCUUUGCAAUGUGGGUUACGGCGAACGCAACCGGAGCUGGAGCGUAGUGGAUGCAAUUGAACGAAAGAAGGGGGGGGGGAGGGUUAAUGUUUUAUCGAUGGACUUUUGAGAUGAUAUAUAAUAAUGAUUGCGAUUCUUCCCUCUCUGUUUCUGUUCUACGUGUGUUGUUGGCAUUUGUGUAUUUGGUUUCGUUUGGAAAAACGCAAAACUUGAUCUCGCCCUCUUUUUUUUCCCCCUUCAUGCUCAGCACUGUGAUUCCCCGAUAUUUUUCCCCUCUAUUUUUGCGGUACUCGCUGCUUUGGGCAUUUGUUUGACUGUAGGACCUCAUUUUGGACUCCUUCCCUCCCCCCCUUGUUGUUGCUUAAAACAACCUUGGAAUACAAUCCAUUGCCUUCUUUCAGACCCAAGUUCAGAUAAUUCUGAUUACCCUUUUCACCUACCCGAGAGAAUUUUCCAAUACACCUAUCAAACUUCUAUGGAUACCUGCGAGAAUCGACAUUUACGUUACGAAUCACCGAACUAUUUAUUGUGCCGUGCCAUGUCGUAGCCCCAUCCAUGCUCACGGAUCCUUUCACCUUUCAUAUCCCCACCUCGCCCUCCUCUCUCUCCCUCCUUUCAUCAACAUUCGGCACACGAAUUAGUUAGAAGGAAAGCUCACCUCAUCUCAUCGACGAAUCAGCUGACGGUGGAAGGACAGUGUAGGUGUCAGUUUCCAGCUUAAGCCGCUGCAGCUGUUAGGAGGUCGUUUGAUGGGAUGAGACGACGUGGUGAUGUUCAUACCCUUGUUCAGACGACGAUGAGGAUAUAUGAAUGGUAUACUAGUAGCACGGCGUUCUACCCGAGACCGAGACCACAGAGAAGGGGAAGGACGGGUUUGUCGCUAUGCGGUCUAGGUCCAUGAAUGAAGAAGGGCUGGCGCAUUGUGAAAUUCAUUUCUUUUCCAUUUAUUGUCGAAGCUUUCUAUCUAGAGUCCACCCUAGAUUCGUACCUCGACAACUCCGUUGCGCGUUAAAAUCUGGAAAAAAAUUGCUGAAAACACUGAAACCCCUCCGUGAUAUCGCUACCAGUGUACUCGUUCAUAAUAGUAGAGGCCAAAGAUCAUACUGGGAAUGGCCAGUCUCCGGACCUGAGUCUCAAUCAACGGAUUAAAUAAUAAUUAAGAAAAUGACAGCAGGGGACGGUGGGGCAAGAAGAGUACACGGAAAGGCAUUGCAUCAUCCAUCCCCCCCCCCUCCCCCC